Eutrema salsugineum is the source of this 826-nucleotide messenger RNA. RefSeq names its product thioredoxin O2, mitochondrial. The record is from RefSeq and is a predicted model, not a curated record. The transcript is spliced from 7 exons. NCBI's taxonomy places the organism in Eukaryota, Viridiplantae, Streptophyta, Magnoliopsida, Brassicales, Brassicaceae. The coding region runs from base 155 to 634 and encodes 159 amino acids.
GUGUGGGUCAUUUUGUAAUUUUCUUUUUGCUUAGUUCGUCGUGCGGCGGGAGAGAAACACUGGGAAAAAUAAAAAGGAAAACCUGCAAAUCGGAUUUCGAAACCCUAAAAAAUCGGCGAAAAGAGAGAAGCUUUGUGUUGAUCUACUCGAGACGAUGAAGAAUAACUGGUCUAUUUUACAUCAGAUUGCGAGAAACUCCUUCAUAGCUACAUCCACAGUUUACGCUUCCACUGAAUUCAACUUCUCAAACACUUCUCUUCCCGAUCGAAGAAGCUUCUGUUUUGUAGCAGGAGAUAGAUCCGGGCUUGUAGUGUUGAAAUCGGAGAAGGACUUCAACAAUGCACUGAGCAAAGCUCAAGAUGGAUCUUUGCCUUCAGUUUUCUAUUUCACUGCCGCCUGGUGUGGACCUUGCAGGCUUAUCGCUCCUGUAAUAUUGGAGCUCAGUAAGAAAUAUCCUGAUGUAACAACAUAUAAGGUCGACAUUGACGAGGGCGGUCUAUCAAAUGCUCUUGGGAAGUUGAAUGUCUCUGCUGUGCCAACACUGCAAUUCUUCAAAGGUGGCGUGAAGAAAGCAGAGAUUGUAGGCGUAGAUGUGGUGAAGCUGAGGAGUAUCAUGGAUCAUCUCUACAAGUGAGAGAGGCUCUGUGAUUUCUUUUACCUUUUUUUUUGUUUAUUUGUUGGUAACAUCCUUUCUACUCUACUCUGCGCUAGAGAAUUCACGAGAAAUGAUUACGAUUACUAAAAGGAAACAAAAACUUGAGACUCACCAGCAUUUAUUUAUCGAUGUACAUAAUUUAUGUGGUUUGAUCAAAGAAGUUUUCAUUGC